Messenger RNA from Sporothrix schenckii 1099-18, 4734 nucleotides. Its product is annotated as ABC multidrug transporter. Lineage: Eukaryota; Fungi; Ascomycota; Sordariomycetes; Ophiostomatales; Ophiostomataceae. Gene Ontology annotation, molecular function: ATP binding; ABC-type transporter activity; ATP hydrolysis activity. Bases 1 to 4734 code for a protein of 1577 amino acids. The transcript has 5 exons. The record is from RefSeq and is a predicted model, not a curated record. Gene Ontology annotation, cellular component: membrane. Gene Ontology annotation, biological process: transmembrane transport.
AUGUUGCUCAUAGCAAAGGCUAUCAGCAUGCAGCACGCCAUGAUUGCGGGCCAGUCUCCUUCCUCUUCAGGCUUGGCCCGGAACCGUACUUUUGGACGCAUCUCUGCCACCGUUGUCGCUUUGGCUGACCCAAGCCGCAUCCGUCGGGCACUAAGACACACGAGCGACACAAUCAACAGACAUCGACAUACCUCUGUUAUGGACCCAUCUCUGUGCGGCUUCGCGGCCGAUACGCUUUUCGGCCCAGCUGUCGCGUCUUGCCGUCGAGAGUUCGAUUUUACAGUUCUCUUCGAAGAGGCCGUGCUCACAAUCAUCCCUGCUGGCACGUUUGCUCUGUUGGCCAGCGCCAUUGUCGUCAUUGCAUAUCGACACAAGUCGCCUGCCUUGGUGCGCAGUGGACGUCUCUACCCGCUGAAGCUUUGUUCCAUUGCGGCAUUGACAGCAGCCCAAGUCGCUGUCCUUGUUUUCCAGGCGCGGGCACCCAACAAGACAACUACAUCGAUUCCCAGUGCUGUUGUCUCGCUCGUUGUGACAAGCAUCUUUCUGCCACUGGUCUCGCAUAUCGAGCACUUUACAUCGCGCCGGCCUUCAGCGCUCUUGUCGAUUUUCCUCGUCUUGACAUCCCUCUUUGAUUCCACAAGGACGCGCACGUCCUGGCUCGUCGCCAGAGCAAGCGGCUCUACCAACGGCGCAGAGAUUGGGCUGGCCAUCGCACUGACCGUCACCGUUGCAAUUCGAGUUGUGCUUCUCUACCUGGAGACAAAAGGCAAGAAAGAGCUUCUUAUUUUGCUCCGCGAAAAUGAACAGGUCCCCGCCGAAAUCCUGGCCGGGCCUAUCAGCCGCACUGUUUUCCACUGGCUGAACAGCCUGCUGUUGGUCGGUUACCGUAACGCCCUCCAGGCGACUGAUUUUGGUCCUAUUGACGAUCGCUUGCUCUCCGUGCGCCUCCGUCCCAAAUUCCAGCGCGUUCGCGACCAGUAUGUAAACAAGGAGAACAAGAGCGCGGCCAGCGUAUCAACAAAUCGUCUUAUUGUUCUCACAUUUUCGUCGCUCGGCAAUCUCCUGGCCGGCCCUAUCAUCGCCAGACUCGCUGUUACAGCCUUUUCUUUUACACAGCCAUUCCUCGCAAAGGCGGCUUUGACCUACCUGCAGUCAGAGACAGACCCAAACCAGCCCGCCUCGCGCAAUUAUGGAUAUGGACUCAUCGGCGCUACCGCUCUUACAUACGUUGGUAUUGCGGCGGCCACCAGCUGGUACUGGCACCAGGCCUACCGGUGUUCCAUAAUGAUUCGUGGCGGACUCACAGGUGUUGUUUUCGACAAGUUGAUGAAGCUGCCCGAGGGUGAUGACAUAGAGUCCAAGGCUACGACGCUUGUGGUCAACGACGUGGAACGGAUCAUGCGCGCCUGUGCCCGCGGCCACGAGGUGUGGGCUGGCACAAUCGAAACUGGCCUAGCGACGUGGCUGCUCUAUCGGCAGCUUGGACCGUCGUGCCUCGUCAUGCUUGGAGUUGCUGCAAUCGCCGGUUUGGCUUCUACACAGAGUGUGAAGCAGAUGGGUGCGCGGCAGCAGCAGUGGCUUGCCGCCACACAGAAUCGCCUGAAGAGCACAAAGCACAUGCUGGACAGCCUCAAGGGUAUUAAAAUGACCUCUCAAGACGAUGUGGCAUAUGACAUGCUGAACAAGUUACGGGCGGCGGAAAUAAAGGACUCGGCUCCUUUUCGCUGGAUCAUUAUUAUAUCCUGCUUCUUGUCAUACUGCACUAUGAUCCUGUCCCCGCCUCUUAUUCUGGGCGUUUACGUCGGUGUUGGGACGUCUGGCGGCGGGCACCAAGACUUUAGCAUAUCCACCAUUUUCACAUCCUUGGUCAUUAUUGCCCUUUUGUCUUCGCCCUUGGUCCAACUUUUCCAGGUACUGCCCAGUCUCGGUGCUGCCCAUGGCUGCUUUGGCCGGCUGAAUACCUUCCUUCAGCUGAAAGAAAAAACCGAUUUCAGAGAUUUCAGAAAUGGACACAACGGCCCCUUUGCUGAAAAGACAGCUAUCAGCAGCGCCGACGCACCGAUUGUCUCACUACAGGAUGUGUCACUCGCAUGGAAUGAGUCCGACACUCCUGUUCUCACAAACAUUAAUCUUGAAGUCCAGAAAGGAUCAAAGACUGCGAUUGUUGGGCCCGUUGGCAGUGGGAAGACGCUUCUUUUGAAGGGCAUAAUUGGCGAGGUGUACAAAACCCACGGAGUACUUUCGCUGUCUCCGACUACAUCCCUUGCCUACUGCAGUCAAAAGCCAUGGCUCGAAAACAUGUCUGCCAAGCGAAACCUGACGCAGUACGGCAGUGAGACGUUCAACUCUGAUUUCUACCGUGAGAUUGCUUCGAACUGCAUGCUCGACGACAUCAUCCAGCUGCCCACCUUUACGUCGGGAGCCAUUGGCACCGGCGGGGUUAUGCUAAGUGGUGGCCAGCGUCAGAGACUCGCUCUCGCCCGCGCUCUGUCAACAAAAAGUAGUCUGUUAAUCAUCGACGAUGGCUUUAGCGCCUUGGACAGAAAGACGCGACGACAUGUUUCCGAGAUGCUUCUUAGCCAUGCGAACUCUGACAGAACCAUAAUCUACAGCACGCAUGAUGAAAACAUUGCUCGCUUGGCCGACGAAGCGUAUCGAAUCGACGAAUCCGGGCACCUGUCCAAGAUCUCCUUGGAUAUUGUCGCUGAUGAAGGCCAUGGCAGCGAGGAUGAGCCGUCUGCAUCACUGGAUAUUGUGGAAACUGGACAGCCCGAGCUCGCCAGCAACGCUACCAACGCGGCGCCAAAACCACGAUUCUCAGAAAACGAGGAAGACACAUCCGAGGAAGAAGAGCCGCCGCGAGUGGCCAUGGCACACAAGCUCCUUGGAGACUUGGCCGUGUUCAAAGUUUACUUCAAGUCCGUGGGGUGGGUACACUCGACGGUUUUCUUGUUUGGUGCUAUCUCCUGGGCCAUCAGCUUCAAGUUCUCCGACGUAUGGAUCCAGUGGUGGACCGACGCUGUGGACUCAGGUGACAGCAGCAAACCUCUUGGAUACUGGCUGGGCGUCUACGCUGGACUCGGUGUUUUGGCUCUCUUUGUUCUCACCGCUUGGCUUUAUCACCAGCAGUUCAAUAUUGUCUCCCGUUCUGGCGAAAACCUCCACGGACAACUUGCUACGACCGUUUUUAAAGCGCAGUUCCCAGUCAUCAGCCAGAUCGACACAGGCACCACUCUCAACCGGUUUAGUCAGGAUCUGAUGCUGGUUGAUAUGCAGCUACCCUUGGAUCUCUUCAAUACGGCGUCCGAGUUUUUCACGGCUCUCAUUCAGGUGGCACUGAUUGCUUCUGCAUCUUCGUGGCCUGCCCUCGGUGUCGUGCCUGCCAUGCUGAUCCUUCUCUAUGCUGUACAGCACUUUUAUCUGCGCACGUCGAAACAGCUUCGUCUUCAUGAGUUGGAAGCCAAGGCUGCCCUCGUUACCAAGAUAUCUGAGACAGGCGCAGGUGAUGGGCUCUCAACCAUCCGCGCACAUGGCCCAGUCUGGGUGGACAAGACAAGAAACAGGUUUGACGACAAGAUGGACCGCUCCCAAGAACCACUGUAUUUAUUGUAUGCAGUGCAGCGGUGGCUGCAACUGGUGCUGAACUUGAGCGUUGCUGGGCUCGUGGUGGUUGUCUUGGGCACGUCAGUCGCUUUGAAGAGUUCCUCGAAAUCCAGGAUCAGCCCUGGCGCCGUUGGUGUUGCCUUCCUCAACGCCGUCACCUUUGGCGAGACAAUCACACAGUUUGUGACGGCCUGGACAGGCCUCGAAACGUCGCUUGGUGCUAUUGCACGCAUCAGUCUUUUCCAACGCCAAACUGCCAUUGAAGAAGACGUCGCCGCAGGGGGUAGUCAGCAGCCCCCAGCAAUCCAGGAUCCCGGUGUUGGCACCAUUCGAUUUGAGAAUGUGUGGGCAACAUACGAUGACAUUAUUACCGACGACGUGGACCCAGUUACUGCCCAGGACGAAAACGGUCGCCCCCGGCAGGGCCAGCACUGGAGCCUUCGGGGCGUCACGCUUGAUAUCCGCGCCGGCGAACGCGUCGCAAUCUGCGGCAAGACUGGCUCAGGCAAGUCAACGAUGCAUCUCGCGUUGCUACGCAUGGUCAACAUCCCGGUUGGGUCUGUCUUUAUCAACGGUUUUAGACACACCAACAUGUCCUUAGAGAAGCUCCGCAAAAGCUUUUACAUUAUUUCCCAGGACACUCCACACCUUGGCUUUGAUACGCUGCGUCAGUGGAUCGAUCCCCAUGCGGCCUUCUCUGACGAACAUAUUGUCCAGGUCCUCCGCGAAUGCGGCGUUCUGGAUAUGGUGAUGAACACACCUGGCGGGCUGACAGCCAGCAAGGGAAACUUCAAGUUCUCGGUAGGCGAAGAGCAACUGCUAAGCGUUGCCCGAGUCAUUCUCGAUGUUGAGAGACGCGAGGGCGCCCAAGGCGGGAACAGGGGUGGCAUCGUGCUGCUGGACGAGGCGACAAGCAGUGUGGACAAGGAUACAGAGGAAAAGAUGGAGAACCUCAUCAAGACACGGCUUGUUGGCAAGACUUUGAUUGCUAUCAACCAUCGACUCGAGGCUGUGAUGGAUUAUGACCGCGCCUUGGUGCUAGACAACGGAAUGGUGGUUGAUUUUGGCACACCAGCGGAACUCGUGCAACGCUGUGAACUGUUUGCCGGGCUAAAAGCUCGGAGUGGUUGA